AUGCUCCCAGCACUGGUCUCAAUCCUUUCUGUUGGGGUUUUAUCGCUCUUUUCUGGUCUGGUUCCAGGUAUGAGGGGGGCACCAACCCUCCACCUUCAUGUCGCCUACGCCAUUUUGCGGAAGGCGACAUCUCGCCUGUCACCGCUUCAACUGCAAUUAGCUUCCCCAUCGACAGAGUCCAUCUACCUUCGAUAUAUGCGGUCGGCGCGACUGACUCCUCAGAGUGUGAAUUUGGGUACCGGCGCUAAGGGCCACUGGCUCGGGGACAAAAAUGCGAAGAAAGUGCUUGUUUGGUAUCACGGAGGCGGAUUCUGUUUACCGGCCAACAUGGGCUAUUUCAAGUUCUUUGAACAAUUAAUCCAGUCAGCUGGAGAUUCCGGUCAUGACCUUGCAGUGUUUGUCCUCUCCUACACUCUGGCCCCACACAUGCGGUACCCAGGACAACUGAGCCAGGCGGUUGAGGCGCUACGGUAUAUUGUGAUGCAAACACACCGCAGCCCACUGGACGUGCUGGUUGGCGGAGACUCGGCGGGUGGAAACCUGGCCGUCGGUUUGCUGUCGCACCUUUCUCAUCCCCAUCCUGCCAUCCCAGCGCUGAACCUGGAGGAGCCACUCGCCGGCGUCAUCCUGAUUUCGCCCUGGACUUCUCUGGAUGCAAACCCUGUUGGCUUAUCCAAAGACAUCGGGGAUUUGAUCACGACUCAAGUUGCAGGUCCGUGGUCAAGCGCAUAUCUUGGGGGUGCUGAUAGAGACUACUACAGUGAUGCGUCCAAUGCUCCGUCGACCUGGUUCGAAAACCUGCAAGUGAAAGAGAUACUAGUUCUGGGAGGAGGUAAUGAGAUUAUGAGGCCUAUGAUUGAAGCUUUUGUACAGAAGGUUCAGAUUGCUUUUCCUUCGGUGGAGCUGUUCAUUGGAGAACUCGAGGCUCACGUCGCGCCUGUGUUUAAUAUAUACGUCGGAUCGAAGAUGGAGACCCAACAAGGAGAAAAAUUGAAGAAUUGGCUCAAGAAAAUGCUCUAG
Molecule: messenger RNA, 1020 nt
Organism: Penicillium brasilianum
Lineage: Eukaryota; Fungi; Ascomycota; Eurotiomycetes; Eurotiales; Aspergillaceae
Source: the annotation of a GenBank genome assembly